AUGACUGUCUUUGUUAGCACUGCUAUGGCUGGGAGUGCUAUUGCUGCCAUGACUGUCUUUGUUAGCACUGCUAUGGCUGGGAGUGCUAUUGCUGCCAUGACUGUCUUUGUUAGCACUGCUAUGGCUGGGAGUGCUAUGGCUGGGAGUGCUAUGGCUGGGAGUGCUCUGGCUGGGAGUGCUAUGGCUGGGAGUGCUAUUGCCGGGAGUGCUCUGACUGGGAGUGCUAUGGCUGGGAGUGCUAUGGCUGGGAGUGCUAUGGCUGGGAGUGCUAUGGCUGGGAGUGCUAUGGCUGGGAGUGCUCUGGCUGGGAGUGCUAUGGCUGGGAGUGCUAUGGCUGGGAGUGCUAUGGCUGGGAGUGCUAUGGCUGGGAGUGCUAUGGCUGGGAGUGCUAUGGCUGGGAGUGCUAAGGCUGGGAGUGCUAUGGCUGGGAGUGCUAUGGCUGUGAGUGCUAUGGCUGGGAGUGCUAUGGCUGGGAGUGCUAUGGCUGGGAGUGCUAAGGCUGGGAGUGCUAUGGCUGGGAGUGCUAUGGCUGGGAGUGCUAUGGCUGGGAGUGCUAUGGCUGGGAGUGCUAUGGCUGGGAGUGCUAUGGCUGGGAGUGCUAUGGCUGGGAGUGCUAUGGCUGGGAGUGCUAUGGCUGGGAGUGCUAUGGCUGGGAGUGCUAUGGCUGGGAGUGCUAUGGCUGGGAGUGCUAUGGCUGGGAGUUUCUACAUUUAA
Messenger RNA from Penaeus monodon (black tiger shrimp), 714 nucleotides. RefSeq names its product dirigent protein 10-like. NCBI's taxonomy places the organism in Eukaryota, Metazoa, Arthropoda, Malacostraca, Decapoda, Penaeidae. The record is from RefSeq and is a predicted model, not a curated record. The transcript has a single exon. Bases 1 to 714 code for a protein of 237 amino acids.